AUGACCCGAUUUUUGCCCUCUGAUACGAGACCAUUGCUCGACGAAUCCCCACAUUCCUAUUCAAGCAUCACACAUCGUGACUCUGAUGACGUCGUUUCGCUCGCGUCCGAUUCCGCCUGCGAACUUGUUCCCGCGCCCGCCCUAAACAAGUUUUCGCGAGCAGAUACCGUCUGGAUUCUUGCUGGACUAUGGAGUGCCGUCUUCUUGGGCGCUUUAGACGGGACCGUUGUUGCGACUUUACUGUCCCCCAUUGGGAGUCACUUCAAUAAAUCCAACCAAUCCUCCUACAUUGGAACUGCAUACCUGUUGUCCGUCUGUUGCUUUACGCCGCUGUAUGGUCGACUCUCUGAUAUCUUGGGCCGCAAGGGAGCCAUGUUGUUGGCCCUAUCAUUGUUUGGUUCAGGAACUAUUUUCUGUGGAAUGGCUCCUUCUAUGGAAGCACUGAUAGCCGCGCGCGCUGUUGCGGGAAUGGGAGGGGGAGGUUCUCAUCUUCGUUCAGUUUCUAGCAUAGUAGUCACAGAUCUGAUCCCAUUGCAAGUCUUUCCGAAACAACGAGGCCUUUACCAGGGAAUGGCGAAUAUCCUUUUCGGCCUUGGCGCAGGGAUCGGUGGGCCUCUCGGUGGGUGGAUCAACGACGCGUUUGGAUGGGAAGCUGCUUUUUACUUCCAAACACCGCUCCUUCUAUUUAGCUUCAUUCUGGUGUCGGUGAAAGUAAACAUCCAGCUGCCGUUCGAGGUACAGAACCAGACUCUAUAUGAGAAAUUCCGCCGCAUCGAUGGCAUGGGUUCUUUGACUCUCGUCGGUACCGUGGGCUGUUUGCUUCUUGGAUUCAGUCUGAAGACCACGGAGGAAAUGCCGUGGUCUCAUCCAAUCAUCUACGGCCUCUUCAUUGCCAGCGCGAUUUUUGGAGUCUUGUUUAUUAUCGUGGAAACGUAUUGGGCACCAUAUCCUGUCAUGCCUCUACAUUUGAUAACACAAAGAACCCCGCUUGCAGUAUCGAUCGCCAAUCUAUUUGGCAGCAUGGCCGCAUUUUCGAUGGUAAUCUACCUUUCGUCAUAUCGAAACACUACUGCACAGUAUUUCUCAGCAGUUCGGCUCUAUUCCGCCACAGAAUCUGGGCUACAUCUUCUCCCCCACUCUUUAGCUAUCCCGACGGGAAGCUUAUUCGCAGGAUGGGUGAUGCGUAGAACUGGCAAAUUGUACACAUUGACCCUUGCAUCAUCUGCAUUGACAGUACUGGCUAGUGUGCUAGUUAUCUUCUGGAACGACUCAUCUUCUACUUUCCACCUAUGGUUGGACAUCGUCCCGCAUGGAUUCGGCAUGGCGAGUCUUAUCACUAGCACACUCAUUGCCAUGAUCGCAGGCGUUUUCAAGGAGGACAUGGCUGUCGCGACAGGAAGCGAGUCUUGCUCAUUCAUUUUACCUGCUAUCGCUGACCUCCUCCCCACAGUAACUUAUCUAUUUCGGACCACUGGACAGGUUCUAGGCGUCAGCCUAAGUGGGGCAAUAUUGCAGGCAAUUCUUCUCCAUCAACUACGGGUGCGUAUUCAAGACCCUGGCUCGGCGGAGGAGAGUAUUCAGUCAGGUCCCAGUCAUUCUACGGCCAUUAUACCGACCCUUGAACCCCGGUUUAUUGAUGCCGCAGUCCGUUCUUACGCAGACGCCUUACGCGUCGUGUUUAUCUGUCAAGCCGCUUGGAACUUUAUCGCGUUCCUAGCAUGCCUUCCAAUACAAGAAAAUCAUCUACCGUGUGUACUAUGA
This is a messenger RNA of Guyanagaster necrorhizus, 1761 nucleotides long. RefSeq names its product vacuolar amino acid permease. Gene Ontology annotation, biological process: transmembrane transport; basic amino acid transport. Gene Ontology annotation, cellular component: fungal-type vacuole membrane; plasma membrane. The transcript is spliced from 16 exons. The coding region runs from base 1 to 1761 and encodes 586 amino acids. Gene Ontology annotation, molecular function: basic amino acid transmembrane transporter activity. Lineage: Eukaryota; Fungi; Basidiomycota; Agaricomycetes; Agaricales; Physalacriaceae. The record is from RefSeq and is a predicted model, not a curated record.